Lucilia sericata (common green bottle fly) is the source of this 935-nucleotide messenger RNA. RefSeq names its product parkin coregulated gene protein homolog. The record is from RefSeq and is a predicted model, not a curated record. The coding region runs from base 38 to 889 and encodes 283 amino acids. Lineage: Eukaryota; Metazoa; Arthropoda; Insecta; Diptera; Calliphoridae. Gene Ontology annotation, molecular function: Hsp70 protein binding; Hsp90 protein binding. The transcript has 6 exons.
AACACACUAAGACCAUUUGGCAAAUGGCAGUCGAAGUAUGUUAAUAUUUUUGUGUAAAUUUUACAAUUACAAGAAAAUGGUAACAGAUGUAGCAAAUAUUCAGCAAUUGACUGGAAAACAAUGCCGUGAAUUAUUGUUUAUGCGUUCCAAAAAGCCCAAACGUAUUGUGCCAGCCUUUACAUAUCAAGCUUUACAAGACAACACCAUGGUGGAGCCGCCCAAAAAAAUAGAAUUAUUUAAAAAACGUCCUGCAAAGGAUACCUUCUUCAAGAUCUACUGGAAACGUGGAGACAUACCGGUGACCUUUUCGGGUAAACUGUUGCCCAAGAAAAAUACCAAAGAAUUUCCUCUGAAAUGGUAUUGUCCGCCUCAAAAUUUAGACUAUUGUUAUUAUUUACCCAUAUUUGUAGAUGGUUUAUCCGACAAUGAUGUAGAAAUUCGUAAAUUGGCUCAAUAUGGUGCUAUGGACUUAAUAUUAAAAGCUCCUCAAAAAGUACUGCCCGUACUGCCCAAACUAAUAUUACCUUUAAAAAGAGCUUUUAAUACAAGAGACAAGAAAAUCAUAAUUGGUGCUUUAAAAGUUCUACAAUUAAUGGUUUUAGUAGGACCCUGUGUAGGUCAAGCUUUGGUGCCCUAUUAUCGUCAGCUAUUGGCCGUUUGUAAUUUGUACAAAAAUAUUAAUGUUAAUCUGGGUAAUUUUAUAGAUCCCGAUCGUGAUUGUCGCAUAGGAGAUGUUAUCGAGGAUACUUUAAAUAUUUUAGAACAUUGUGGUGGUCCAAAUGCAUUUAUUAAUAUUAAAUAUAUGGUACCGACCUACGAAAGCAGUGUCUAUCCACGUUGUGAAAAUCCUGCAGAAAAGUCUGCACAUGAGGAGGCUAAAAAGGUUUAAGAAGAAUUUUAUGGAUUUUGCAAUAUCUAGAUGUUUUCAAUUUAAA